This is a messenger RNA of Gymnodraco acuticeps, 4033 nucleotides long. Its product is annotated as alpha-1,6-mannosylglycoprotein 6-beta-N-acetylglucosaminyltransferase B-like. Gene Ontology annotation, biological process: protein N-linked glycosylation. Gene Ontology annotation, molecular function: alpha-1,6-mannosylglycoprotein 6-beta-N-acetylglucosaminyltransferase activity. The record is from RefSeq and is a predicted model, not a curated record. Gene Ontology annotation, cellular component: Golgi apparatus. Bases 189 to 2432 code for a protein of 747 amino acids. The transcript has 18 exons. NCBI's taxonomy places the organism in Eukaryota, Metazoa, Chordata, Actinopteri, Perciformes, Bathydraconidae.
AAAGGCACGGCCAGAGAAGGAGGGAAAGAAAAGCGAAAAGAGACAAAAAAAAGAGGCAAGAUACUUCCCAGCCCAGACUUUAUUUGCUUUUUUUCAGUUUGUGUGUUUUGAGAAAGGGCUGGAUGGCUGCAAGUGGGUUGGGACGGAGACCCAAGGAGUGAGAUCCAGCAUCCUGUAAACAGAGGGCCAUGCAUGUUGCACUGCGGCCUCGCAGUGGAUGCCUGGUGCUCUGUCUGUGCCUCUCUGCCUUCACCCUGCUGCUGCAGAGCCUCUGGGUGCCUGCAGAGAUAACCAGUGAGGAACCUGCAGGGAGGUCACCGGAGGAACAAGGUAAUCGCGGUCUUGGUUUUCGCCGCCUCGCUCUCCGUUUGGAGGCUCUGAGUACUCAGGUGCAGCGGCUGAGCAGAGAGAGGGAUGUCCCCCAGCUGACCAGAGAUGAUCUCAGCCUGUUACUGCAGAGCUUUAGAAAAGACCAAUUAGGCUUAGCCCGCUUGAUGGAGAAGGAGCUGAAGAGAGUCUCUAUGAGGCUGGAGCAGCUCAGCCGUCACCAGCACAAUACACCACCCCCACCUGAAGCCCUUAUACACACAGGGCCCAAGGAGAAGUGUGAGGUGCCAACGGAUCGUGCAUAUCCGGUGUGUGCGGAGAAAGUGGAGUUCCUGCGGGCCCGAUGGCAGUCAGACCCCUGUUAUGCCUUUUAUGGGGUGAAUGGCACCACCUGUUCCAUAUUGACAUACCUCAGCCAAAUAGAAGACUUUUGUCCCCCUCGUCUUGGAAGAAACCACUCUGCGCUGCCAUGGCACCAGAAAAAUCACUCCUAUACAAAGAAGGCUGAGAUACGUACAACUCUGAACCCGCUGCAUGCGGCCAUCAGGAACAACAGCAGCCCUGCCGUAACCUUCAUCCGGUCCAGAGUGGAGAGGAUGUCUGAGCGAUGGAAACAGGCUGCUGUGAGGAUGAGACAGAGCAACAACCAGACUGACUCCACCCAGAUGAAGGUGCUGCUUUAUCCCGGGGCCCUGGCGGGGAGUGCUGGCCAGCGUUUCGAGGCUCUAGUGGAGAGGGGGGGUCCUCUGGGGGAGCUGGUCCAGUGGGCCGACCUCAGCGCCUCCCUGACAAUCCUGGGACACAACCUAACCUUCAGCACCUCACAGCAACAACUCCACAGUCUCAUAGGGGCUGCGCCAGGCCGAGGCAGUUGUCCAAUCCAGAGGCCUCUGACCUUUGACCUGAUCUACACUGACUACCAUGGCCUCGCUCACCUUCAAGGCGCCAUGGGACUGGCUUUCCUGCAUUACCAAUGUCGCUUCAGAAUCCUGGACUCUUUUGGCACUGAACCAGCCUUUAACCUGGGGAGUUAUGCACGCAGUCAUGGAUAUAAAACCCUGUGGGGCAGCUGGGAUCUGCAGCCCCUGCAGUACAUGACCAUGUUCCCUCAUACUCCUGAUAAUUCCUUCCUGGGUUUUGUGAGUGAAGAGGCAGUGAAGGAUGUGAAGGAGGAAGAGCUGGAGUCAGACUCCAACAGGAAAAACAGGAUAGCAGUCGUCUACGGCAAACAGGACUACAUGUGGAAGGGUAAAUCUGAGUAUGUGGAGGUGAUCAGUGAAGAGCUGGAGACCCACGCAACAGUCUAUCAGCCUCCAGGACUCACAUCAAAUCUGCCCAGCUUCAUCAGAAACCACGGCCUACUGACUCAGGAACACUUCCUACGACUUCUCCGUGGAGCCAAGGUGUUUGUAGGUCUUGGGUUCCCCUAUGAGGGUCCAGCUCCAAUUGAGGCAAUAGCUCUGGGGUGUGUCUUCCUUCAGCCCCGAUUUGACCCGCCACACUCAUCAGAAAACAAUGACUUCUACAAAGGCAAGCCCACCACAAGACAGAUCUCCUCCCAGCACCCUUAUGCCGAGAAAUUAAUCGGCAAACCCCACGUGUGGACUGUGGAUGUGUCCAACAAGACUGAAGUUCGGGAGGCCGUCAGAGCCAUUUUACGCACAGAGGUGAAGCCAUUCACUCCCCGAGAGUUCACAUGUGAAGGAAUGCUGGAGAGGGUUCGUGAUUACAUUGCACACCAGGAUUUUUGCAGUAAAUCUCUUCCUACUUGGCCACCAGAAUGUGCUCUAAGGGUGCACCUGGGUCCCCUGGGUCAGUCAUGCGAAAGUGUGUGUCAACGGUCCUCCCUCGUGUGUGAGCCGGCUCUGUUUCACUACCUAAACACUCCUGCUGCACUCGCCCGACUCAAGAUAGGCUGCUCCAGCACCAGACAGGAAGUCAACCACCUGUUUCCUGCCUACAGCCCUUGGGGUCAACAGUGUGGCCUUCAGCAGGAUCCUCUGUUGUUCAGUUGUGCCGGCUCCGACCUCUCUCAGCGCAGACUGUGUCCCUGUAGAGCUCACCUGCCUGGACAGGUGGCACUGAGCCCUGACUGCCUCUCAUAAACACUAUGAAAGAACUUAGGAUAAAGCAGAAAGCGAAGAGGAUGAUGAUGGAGAAAGUACCAAAGAGUCAUCUGCAAUAAAAACUGUACAGGAAAGAACUGAUCUCGACCAAAGAUAGCUUGCUGUCCUGCCAAUGGUUUUGGAAGCUUUGAGGUAUGUUAAUUGAUAUCAAAUCGUGAUUUUCUUUGUAUUACUCAGGAACCAAAAAACAAUUGAAAGUGUUUUUAAAGAGUUGAAUGAUUAAAUUCAAGGCCUGGUGUCUCAUGGAGAAUAAAAAACCUCUUUGUAGCUUUUCCUUGAUCCCUUAAGCAAAUAGUCUUUAAAUGAACGCAAGCUGCACAAGGAAAAAGUGUUUAUUUUUAAUGGAUAUAAGUUAGAAGUGGCCCUUAUGACUCUAAAGCCAUUUAAUUAUCUCCACUUGCUCCAGAUCUUACACAGUACAGUGCACUUCAAUAUUAUGCUGAAUAAGUAUCUAAUCAUUCAUAUGCUUACAGUAAUGUAUCAUGGUGGUCGGCGUUGCAUGGGAUUACUGCUCAUGUAACGCUCAAUGCAUUGCUGGCUGCAGAUAUUAGCCCGGGCCUCGGAGGAGAGCGGGUGACAGCUUAAGUGAUGAGGCUCAUUAUCUGAGUGAAUCAUGGAUAACCUCUGGAUGCCUUUGGGAGGUCAUAGCCAUAUGACCAUGAUUAUAUUGUCAUAUAAACCAUUGGUUCCCAACUGUCUUUGGCUUAGGAAACCCCCUCAGCUCUAUUUAAAUCCAUGCCCCCCGCCAGUAAAGGCAGAACCUCAUUGUUUGUCUUUCAAACACAUAUUUAGCGUAAUUUAGACUGGGAAAAAAGUCACAGAAGGCAGGAUUAAUUAUGUUUUCUUGAGUUAUUUUACUAGAAAUUAUGAUUUUGCUCAUAACAGAUGACUCAUGUUGUCCCAUGUUCUUGCAUUUGCUACAGUAUUAUUCCUUCCCCGCCUCAUGACCCACAGAUACUUAAAGCCCCUCAAGGGUAUUUUGCAGGUUGAUAUGAGCAAACGUGGAAACUUUACAUAGUAUGAUUUGGCUACAUGCAAAGAGAGGUAAGCCUGAACGUUUCCAUUUCAAAAGCCUUAAAUGGUCACACAGACUUAUCCCAUCAUCUCUGCCUGCAAAACAGCCAGUGAAAGAAACAGAUGAUAACAACUAAAGGCCAAACUACAGUGUUGUAAGUGAUGGGGUGCUGGAUUUACAUGGCACAGCUGUUAGCAAAGAUGGCUCCAACAAUGGCAACACCCGGUUGAUGUGAGCUGUUUCUUGGAAAGCACGCACCCAUGAAUGUUAAUUGGCAGAACAAAAUAGCUUUUCCUCCUUGGUGCACUUCAUGUGACCAGAACAUAAUUGUCUUUCAGGGAUCAGACCUCUCAGGACUGGUCGACUAUGAGAUUGACCAGUAAAUGCCUGUGAAAACGGGGGAUGAAAACAACAUUUUUGAUGACUUUGGUAGAAUAAAUUGGACCUGUCAAAUGUAACUUGUGCUUAAUCAGCUGAACGGUCCAAAGAUGAUGGAAAUGAACUUGUGUUCAUGUCAAAAGGCUGCUUGGAUUAAAGGAAAAAUAAAAGUUGCUUUUGACUCAGA